AAAGGUGAGCAGAGUAAGUCUGAUUCCCUGUAAGGACUUCUCUGUUGACAUCCACCUCUUGGCGCUCAGAUGACCUUAUGCAGUUGUGAGCCCCGUAAAACCUUACUAAACCUAAAAAGGACGUAUUAGCUGGUCCAAUCAGUAACUCGGCAACUACUGCACGUGCGAGGGUUCUCCCCCCCCCCCUGGAAAUAUGUUGUCUUACCAGCGACUACCUUAGCAGACGAUUCCCUGACUCGAGGGUGGGAGUGUAUUCUUGUGGGAUGUUGUAGCCUUCGGAAACGAUAAUUGUCCCAAAUAGUGUUAUGUCUUCACCCAAACAGUUGUUACUCGUGGCCUCGCCGUGCUAGUUCCGCUCCGUACUCUGCCACCGGAAGUGCGUUGUUCAUCCACCAGUGACGUCAGCAGCAGGCAUAUUGUACAGCUCUCUGAGUGUCAUACCGCUCUCUGUCACCGGGAAAUGUUUUGUCAUCAGUGACGAAUUCCAGAAAAUAGAUCUGAUUUAUUUCGCGCCAAUUUUCCUAUACAGAACUAAUGUCAGGAAAGUUCUAGAUCGUUUGGCGCCAACUUUCCCGCACCUCGCCCAUGUCUGGAAAGUUGUCCAGGAUGGCCGCCUCCUGCUUCAACAACGACACGGAGAAGAGGGACACGCCCCCUCACGGCGAGUGGGUGGAGCCUAAGUUCGAGCCCGACGGCCUCGACACGCCCCCUGAGAAAGGAUUCGCCAAUCACAAUUGGAUACGUAGCUUCAGUGAGCGUGUGCGCAACUUCCGGAGUGGGGAGUUUGAUGAGGGAAUCAGCGAGAUACGACGCCGGAAACUGGCAG
Messenger RNA from Aplysia californica (California sea hare), 826 nucleotides. Its product is annotated as rho GTPase-activating protein 7. Gene Ontology annotation, molecular function: GTPase activator activity. Gene Ontology annotation, biological process: regulation of Rho protein signal transduction; actin cytoskeleton organization. The record is from RefSeq and is a predicted model, not a curated record. NCBI's taxonomy places the organism in Eukaryota, Metazoa, Mollusca, Gastropoda, Aplysiida, Aplysiidae.